Molecule: messenger RNA, 906 nt
Organism: Anopheles bellator
Lineage: Eukaryota; Metazoa; Arthropoda; Insecta; Diptera; Culicidae
Exons: 4
Coding region: 1-906 (301 amino acids)
Source: RefSeq, a predicted model, not a curated record
AUGAAAGUUCUAGUGCUGUUGGCUUGUGUGGCGCUUGUAGCGGCCCGGCCCGAGCCGCCAGUUGGCGGGUACAGCCACAACCAGGGCGGACACUAUCAUCAUGGCGGUGGCCACGGAGGCCACGGUGGCUACAGCUACCAACAGCCGGCGGCGGCCCCCGUCCCACUGCAUUCUGGUUCGGUCGGCCAGUUCUCGGGCUCGGCCGCGGUAGCGACGGCCAGCGCCGGUGCCUCCUACGACACCCAGGUCCUGGGCGGAGGCGGUCUAUCGAGUUUCUCCGGUGCCGUUGCCGAUGCCGGUGCGCAGUCGUUCGGUGGCGCCGUGCAGUCCAACGUCCAAGCGGAGUCCUUCGGUGCUCCCCAGCAGCAGAUCGUACAGAAGCACAUCUACGUGCACGUGCCACCACCGGAGCAGCCGCAGACGUUCCAUCAGACGAUCAGCGCGCCGGCCCUCCGCCAGAAGCACUACAAGAUCAUCUUCAUCAAGACGCCAUCGGUUGAGUCGCAGGCCGCCCAGCUCGCCCUCCAGCAGUCGCAGACCGAGGAGAAGACCAUCGUCUACGUGCUGGUGAAAAAGCCGGAGCCACUCGCCGACAUCGCGCUGCCCGCCGCGGCCGUCUCCAAGCCGAGCAAGCCGGAGGUGUACUUCAUCAAGUACAAGACCAACUCGGAGGCUGUCGGCGGCGCUGCUUCCGCUGCCGGUGCUUCCGCUGCCGGCCUUGGGCUACUAUCGUCCAGCGGUUCUGCCUCCGCCAGUCACUCGCGAGCACCGCUUAUCACCGAAGGGUUGUUGCUUGUUUCCCCGUUUCCUCAAACAUUUUCUAUUUAUAACUCUUCGCUUUCUUUAUCCGUAGACUCGCCAGCCCAAACCUACGGAGCUCCCGGUGGCCAUGGAGGCUACCACUAA